This is a messenger RNA of Caenorhabditis sp. 36 PRJEB53466, 1713 nucleotides long. The record is from the annotation of a GenBank genome assembly. NCBI's taxonomy places the organism in Eukaryota, Metazoa, Nematoda, Chromadorea, Rhabditida, Rhabditidae.
AUGACAGAGGUGGAGGACUUUGCCCAACUCCUCAAGAAGCUUCAGAAUGCUCCGGCUGCUCCGGAGCCAGCGCCACCGUCAUCUUCAUCCACGGGGCUUUUGCCGAAUGGAAAGAAGACGAAAGGGCGAGUGAAGAUCAAGAUGGAGUACAUCAACAACAAACUCCGACGAUACACCACGUUCAGUAAAAGGAAGACGGGUAUCAUGAAGAAGGUUCGUUUUUCAGAAUCCACCCCUGCCUCUAAAACUUCUUAUCUUUCAGGCUUUCGAGCUCUCCACACUGACGGGUACACAAGUGAUGCUCCUGGUGGCCUCUGAAACCGGUCACGUCUACACAUACGCCACCAAGAAGCUGCAGCCAAUGAUCUCUUCGGAACCCGGAAAGGCUAUGAUUCAGACAUGUCUGAACGCGCCUGGAGAGGGAACCGAUGUGCAGCCGAGCCGAACUGAGUUCACAUUCGACCCGGGAAAUGGUGGAAACGCGAUGCGAAAGAGGAAGUUGGCCGCUGAUAUCGUUGUGUCCGAGUCGAGCAACAACAGCCCAUCGGUGAGUCUUCCAUUCCUCUUCUGUCUUUCUGUUACAACGCGGGCGGGAAGAUGGACGGGACGGGGCGCGUCAGCCGGCGGCACUAAAAUGGCUUCAAAUAUCCUUCGGGAGGAGUGGGAGAGAACUCGGAGGGAGCCCGCACAUACACACACACUCGCUUCGAAGCAGGAGCAGUGUAAAGCUUUUGGUGUGUACGACUUUGGCUCGCGGCAUCUAAUGGAGACAGGGUCCUUCUCCUGAUGACUAACUGAUUGGUGGUGUGUAUUGAUUACAUUACAAAGUGGGUGCUAUAGCAAAGGAACGGGAAGGACCAAAUAUCAUAAGUUCGCAAGGAGAGGAUAUCUUGCAAGAGGCAACUCUCACAACCAACUUUCACGAUUUCAGAUGGGUGGUUUCUCCCCAUUCCUGCCCACGAUGGCUCCGUUGUUCUCUACUUUUGGAGAGGACGACUAUAACAACGAUGAGAGCGGAGACGAUUCUGAUUCCGAGGAGGCGUCAAUCGAUAUCAAGGAAGAACUCGAACACGGAUCGCCGACGAUGGUUAAGCAGGAGAUCAUCGAGACGGACAAUAUGACAGCGGCUCUGCAGCAGACCAUCAAGGAUGCUAUGAAGCAGGCUGCGUCGAACAGACAACAGGCACAGAAAAAGGCGAGGACGUCGUCACCGAAGAGCAACCAGACGGCUGUCAAAGCAGCGUUCUUGAAUCCGUUCCUUCUUCAAGGUAGGUGAAUCUUGUAAAAAUAUUAUGGGGCUAUUCAGCGUAUGUUUGUUUUCCGUUUUUUUCGUUUUUUUACAUCGCUGAAUUGGAUUUUUUGACGUAAAAAAACGGAAAAAACGGAAAACAAUCAUUUUUUCACAGCCUGAAUAACCCCAUUAACGAAAAUUCUGAAUUCCACGUGAAAUAGACCGAUUUUUCCACGAACUUGGGUGAAUUAAAGCAGAUUUGCGUUUGUAAUAACUUUCUAGUUCACGUUUUCCAAACUUUACCUAAAUUUUUAUGACAAAUUUUGUGUUUUUCAGGUGGUGCGAAUGCGACGUCGAUUUUCAACGCGGCAGCCAAGGCCGGAGACGACGCUUCUUCGAUCACUUCGAAUCCGCUCUUCAGUCUCGGCAUCAACUUCCAACAACUCAUUGAAUCAGCCGCCGUCGCCUCCUCCAAUGAAUAA